GCCGUUGCGUUUACCCCAAUUCCAGUACUCAUCCCUUCCAUGUAUAUUUACUCCUGUAGGCGCUCUAACGGUUGAAUGUUGGUCGAUUACGUAUUGAUCAGAGAUGGAGUUGUCACAUCUUUGCAAAGCACACGUUGUGCUUCCUUCUAUUGCAAUCACGAUACUCCUGUGGUUUCUAAAAAGCAUCAAAGUCUCACAUCAUGAGAAACUCUUGAAAUCUAGCCCUUCGGUUGGACUUGGAACUACAUGGCUCUCAUGGCCGUUCGCCUUGCUCAAAUCCCUGACCAGGACAAGAGAAUUAGUCUUCCAGGGCUACUCAGAUUUCUCUAAGUCUAAUCGCUUCUUCGUUCUUCCAACAAUCGACCGUGGCGGGUUACUGGUGAUUCCACCUCGCCAAAUCAAGCGGCUCUAUGGACUGCCGGAAGAUGUCCUCGACGUAAAAACAACAGGAAACAACACGAUCCAAACCCGGUGGACAGUCUGGGAUGACGAAGUCGCUGAGAACAACUUCCAAAUGAAUGUUAUUCGCCAUCAAAUAACUCGCAAUCUCAACAUCCUAACCCCACCUAUUGCCGAGGAGCUUGCGAAAGGAUUUGAUCGUGAAUGGGGAACUGACACGAAGAGCUGGAAAACAAUCAGCGUAUGGACCUCAGCAUUGCGACUUAUUGCUGGCGCUGCAAACGGUGCCUUCUGUGGAGCUCCUUUAUGCCGCAAUGAAGAUUUCCUGACCAGACUUCGGGAUCACGCUAUGUGCGUCUUCGCUGGCGCUCUUAUCAUCAAUUCAACUCCUGGGCCGAUAAGAUGGAUCAGUGGUUACCUGAUAGGAUGGACUAGCUACUUCCUCUUCCUUAGGGUUUGUCGAGUCUGUCUGCCAUUCGUCAAGCAGCGGCUUGAGAAUACGGCAAAGUUGAGACUUGAUCCGACUUUCCCCUGGACACCGCCGGAAGAUGGGCUUCAAUGGAUAAUUGACGAAUGUUACGCAACCAACGAGCCCGCGCAGUUAGAUCCGGUGAGGGUGACGCAUCGUCUGGUUUUCAUGAACGACAUCUCAAUGCACUCAACAAGCUAUACGGUACAGAAUGUCAUUCUUGAUCUGGCAGCAGCAGACCCAUCUCUUGGUCAUAUUGAAUCUCUACGGGAAGAGAGUGCCAGAGUUCUGAAAGAGGCUGGAGGGUCAUGGACUCGUCAAGCUGUGACGAAGCUGAAGCUUGUCGACUCGGUCGUGCGCGAAUCGAUGCAUCUUUCCCCAUUCAACAGUGUUGGGCUUCCCCGGACUGUGAUUGACCCGCAUGGAGUCACCGUACAGCAAGGCGAAUCAAUUUGGAACAUUCCCCAAGGCACCAUUCUGACGAUCCCCGUAGAACCCAUCCACUACGACGACUCGAUCUAUCCAGGUGCGAAGCAAUUCCAGCCUUUCCGUUUUGCCCAGCCUGGCGCUGUGCGUGAUAUUGUUGAUCAUGCCGUAGAAGCGUCUGCAAGCGAAAGUGGACAUGAGACGAUGGCCAAGGGGCUAGCGCCUUCGACACCCGGAUUCAACUCAGAACAGAAACAGAGCGCCACUAUUGACGAUGCGUUUCUUGGAUUCGGGUUCGGCAAGCACGCAUGCCCUGGCAGGUUUUUUGCCUUGAAUGAAGUUAAAAUCUUCGUUGCUCACAUGGUUUUGCAUUACGACAUAGAGCACUUGAAAGAAGGCAGAGCACGGAUGACACCACUGAUUUGGUUAAAUAUACCGUUGUUUAACAAUAUCAACGUAAGGGUACGACGGAGAGAGCCUGUUUACUAAUCUUACGAAAGGCGAUGUUAUUUGAAGAAUGAAUCCUUCCUUAGAUGGAGUGUUUACGCUGAGAGUUUUUCUCUUUCUUUUUUUACAGCUAUGUGGUAGGUAUUCUAGGUACCUAGUCUGGGUGUUGAAAUCGUUCUUACUCCGAGUAUGACCCUGAGAUUACGAGUGUAUUGUAUCAAAAGUGGUCUCAUCAAAAUGCUUAUAAAAAUGUUUCCCAUCGCCGUAGUCUUUCCCAGUUUGGCGUUAAAGUCGUGUAUGGUUAUAUCUUAGAGGAAGUUUACGAAAAAAUUUAAAAUGGAG
Molecule: messenger RNA, 2083 nt
Organism: Annulohypoxylon truncatum
Lineage: Eukaryota; Fungi; Ascomycota; Sordariomycetes; Xylariales; Hypoxylaceae
Product: ent-kaurene oxidase
Exons: 4
Coding region: 104-1783 (559 amino acids)
Molecular function (GO): iron ion binding; oxidoreductase activity, acting on paired donors, with incorporation or reduction of molecular oxygen; heme binding
Source: RefSeq, a predicted model, not a curated record